CUCCCCCACAGUUUGUGGUGAGACCACGAGACCAGAUUGUAGCCCAGGGUCGAACAGUGACUUUUCCUUGUGAAACUAAAGGAAAUCCCCAGCCAGCUGUUUUCUGGCAAAAAGAAGGAAGCCAGAAUCUACUCUUCCCAAACCAGCCUCUCCAACCCAGCAGCAGGUAUUCAGUGUCACCAACUGGAGACCUCACUAUUACCAACAUUCAGCGGUCUGAUGCAGGCUACUACAUUUGUCAAGCACUGACGGUUGCUGGGAGCAUUUUAGCAAAGGCUCAGCUGGAGGUUACUGAUGUCUUGACAGAUAGGCCUCCACCCAUCAUCCUGCAGGGGCCGGUCAAUCAGACACUGGCAGUGGAUGGUACAGCUUUGCUGAAGUGCAAGGCAACUGGCGACCCUCUUCCUGUCAUCAGCUGGUUAAAAGAAGGAUUCACUUUCCUGGGCAGAGACCCUCGAACAUCCAUACAGGAUCAAGGGACGCUUCAGAUUAAAACUCUGCGGCUGUCUGAUACAGGGACUUACACUUGCGUUGCUACAAGUUCCAGUGGGGAGACAUCUUGGAGUGCCGUGCUGGAGGUGACAGAAUCUGGUGGAGCAACAGUCAGUAAAAGUUAUGAUAUAAACGACCUCCCUGGGCCACCAUCAAAACCUCAGGUCACUGAUGUUACUAAGAACAGUGUCACCCUGUCCUGGCAGCCAGGGACCCCUGGAAGCCUACCAGCUAGUGCAUAUAUCAUUGAGGCUUUUAGUCAGUCUGUGAGCAAUAGUUGGCAAACAGUGGCUAACCACGUGAAGACCACUCUCUACACUGUGAGAGGACUGCGCCCCAAUACAAUCUACCUGUUUAUGGUGAGGGCCAUCAAUUCACAAGGUCUGAGUGAUCCCAGCCCUGUGUCAGAUCCUGUCCGAACACAAGAUAUCAGCCCACCAGCACAAGGCGUGGAUCACAGGCAAGUCCAGAAAGAACUGGGAGAUGUCAUUGUACGACUGCACAAUCCUGUUGUGCUGACACCCACGACGGUUCAAGUCACCUGGACA
Merops nubicus (carmine bee-eater) is the source of this 1040-nucleotide messenger RNA. Its product is annotated as roundabout homolog 2-like. Gene Ontology annotation, molecular function: protein binding. The annotation marks the transcript as partial. The record is from RefSeq and is a predicted model, not a curated record. Gene Ontology annotation, cellular component: neuron projection. The transcript is spliced from 7 exons. NCBI's taxonomy places the organism in Eukaryota, Metazoa, Chordata, Aves, Coraciiformes, Meropidae.